Molecule: messenger RNA, 2926 nt
Organism: Vigna unguiculata (cowpea)
Lineage: Eukaryota; Viridiplantae; Streptophyta; Magnoliopsida; Fabales; Fabaceae
Product: glucan endo-1,3-beta-glucosidase 14-like
Biological process (GO): carbohydrate metabolic process
Molecular function (GO): hydrolase activity, hydrolyzing O-glycosyl compounds
Source: RefSeq, a predicted model, not a curated record
GCAAAACUCAUGCAUAUACUUUUGAGUAUGUAACACAGUAUGUAUUGGUUUAUUGUAUCCUUUGGUUUUUUCAUGGAACAGGAAACGGAUCCACAAGGCUAAUUAUUGCGAUCUCUACAACAGAGGGGCAGAAAACUUUUUGCUAGGGUGGUUGUCUGAUCCGAACAAGAUUUUUUUGUGGAAGAGAACAUGAACACUUGUUUUCAUUCGAUUAAUUUGACCACCUAUUUUGUCGAAAUCGAACUCAUUCAAUGAAAAACAGAAGGAGGGCUCUCUGACCAUGACUCCUAAAGCAUUAUAUAUGCAUGUUACAGAAAUCUAUGGAUGAACCCAGAAAAGUCCCAAACAACUCACCGACCAGACAAGGUUUUUCUAAGCAAUGACACGCACAUUUCCCACUACUUUCUGUUGAUUUAGAUCUAACAUAUUAUGACACUUCAACCAGAAAAUAAAUAAUGUACCUUCCACCUCAUGUAUACAGGUACGCUUCUCAUUCUGUCCCCCUCCUUUUCAGCUCAAAGUUUUUUGGAAGGUAUAUAUCAUUUCAUAAAUAAUACCAAUUCACUCAAACCAGUACUUACUAAUGCUAAAUAAUUAUCAUUGUCUGACAUAUAUAGUCCAAAUUUUCUGCAUGUGAUCACUUACAAAUUAAGUAUCUAAUCCCUUUCUCAAUAAAAUAUAUUUAGUAUGAUCCUAUGUGUAUAUCAGAGAUCCAAGGUUGUUUGUCUCCGACACUGGCAUAAUAAAAAAGAUGUACACACAAAUAUACAUUUGUUUAAAACAGAAUCCGUUAUGAUUAAAGUCCUCUAAAUUUCACCUUAUCUGAAUUUUUGGGAAUAUGCAAUGACUUGCCAUAAAGACUCUAAUAUUUAACCAAGCAGUGGGAUUUGUUUUGCUUUUGUCAGAAGAAAGUGGGUUAAAUGGAAGUUGGCAUGGGUUGGAAAGAGACAACCCAGGCGAAAAGAAAUAUGCAUCAUUAAGAAUAUAUAAAUAAGGAAACCAAGCCAAACCAGAAAAAGCCCCCAGGGUAAUGGCAAAUGCAAUAGCAAUACUACUAAGGCAAGCUAACUCAACCAAACACAAAUCCUCUCAUUUACCUUGUCUCUCUUUUCCUCCAAAAUAUUCAAACAAGAAAAGAAAGGAAUUCCUCCCCCAUAUAAUAACACCUCUUUAUCCCUUCCACAAUCCUAGACUCUCUUCCUUCCUCACAAUGGCAACUUUCAUCCGAAAUUUCGCUGUCAGCUAUGCCUUUCUUGCAGUUUUCCUCUCAGCAGGUAUUGGAGUUUUUGUUGGUGUUGAGUCUUUUGGAAUCAACUAUGGUCAAGUGGCUAACAAUUUGCCACCACCAGACAAAGUCCUUGAACUGUUGAGCACCCUUAAUCUCACAAAAACAAGAAUCUACGAUACCAAUCCUCAGAUUUUGAGUUCUUUUGCCAACUCAAACAUUGAAAUCAUCGUGACAGUGGAAAACGAAAUACUAAGCCAGUUGGAUGAUCCUCAACAAGCAGCUCAAUGGGUGAACAGCCACAUCAUACCGUACCUACCAGAGACAAAGAUCACAGGGGUUCAGGUUGGGAAUGAGGUCUUCACUGAUGAUGACACCACUCUUAUUCAGCACCUUGUGCCAGCGGUAGUGAACAUUCACAAUGCUCUAUCUCAGUUAGGCUACUCAAACAUCAAAGUUUCAACACCUAGUUCUCUGGCAGUGCUUGCUUCCUCGUACCCUCCUUCAUCUGGUAGUUUCCAAAGUGAAAUCUCUGGGAUCAUGUACCAGUUUUUGAGCUUCUUGUCAACCUCCAAGUCCCCCUUCUGGAUCAAUGCCUAUCCCUACUUUGCUUACAAGGACAGUCCUAAUGGGAUUCCUUUGAACUAUGUGUUGUUCAAUCCCAAUGCAGGAAUGGUUGACCCUUACACCAAUCUCCACUAUGAUAACAUGCUUUAUGCUAUGGUGGAUGCUGUUUCGUUUGCCAUCGCUAAAAUGGGCUUCAAGGGGAUAGAGGUUAGGGUCUCCGAGACUGGUUGGCCAUCCAAGGGAGACGCUGAUGAGGUUGGUGCCACGCCAAUGAAUGCUGCAACUUACAACAGGAAUUUACUGAGAAGGCAAAUGGCAGGUGAAGGGACACCUUUGAAUCCUAGAAUGAGGUUGGACGUGUACUUGUUUGCGUUGUUUAAUGAAGACUUGAAGCCUGGACCAACCUCGGAACGAAAUUAUGGUCUUUUUCGGCCCGAUGAAUCCAUGACGUACAAUGUUGGCUUGUCUGCUCUUGCAACCUCGUCAGCAUCAACUUCCUCCUCCUCUUCUGUUUCUUUUGCUUCCUCUGCCGCUAGGGUUAAGGUAGUAGCACCAUGGAAAUGCAAAAGCUUUGUGAACUGGAUGCUUGUGUGUGUACUGAUUUCAACUCUUUACGGGUGAAGAAUAUCCCUAUGCUGUGAAAUUCAUGUCACUAUCCUCAUUAAGUACAGUUGGGAUUUUUCUUCCUUCAAGUGACCAAAGAGAUUCACCCCUGAACAAAGGCAUUAUGGAAUCUGAAGUUCGAAAGUUGAAGGUACUAUUUUGAGGAAAAUAGAGACCUACCAACACUCUGCAAACAAUUGAGUAGCAAAACCAAUGAUAGAACACAUGAGGAAAGGAAUUGUGAAGGGUUGAAAAUGGUGUAAUUCUCAACGUCUUAAUCAAGUGGCUAUGCUUACGUUCACUUACACCACCAUUAGUCAGUAGUCACAUUCUAGCAACUAGCAUGCAUGUGGCGGUGACCAGAAACUGAACUUAUUAUUUUAGGUAGACAAUGGACAAAAGCCAUCUCAUUCUUUCGAUGCAAGAUUAUGUAGAAGAAUAAAUUCUAGUUUCAGUUUAUUUGCUUUGAUUAUCAAAUACCAAAUAUAUGUUGUAUGUCGCUUAUGUAAAGUUUAUUUCCCUUUUGUUUGC